GAUGCAACCGCAACCCCAGCCGUAGCACCGUCACUCCAGUACCCCCAACUAGAGCAGAGGCACACCGGCGGAACAUCACUGAUCACGGACCAAGGGACCCCGGGACCGAACUUCCAUGAUCUCACUCAUCAAGCACCGCAUCCAACUUGGCUCGACCUCCCCACCUCGUCCGCUCCACAAAGCAACAUUCAACGAAUCCCCAACCCCGUCCGGAACCCUAAACCCCCCUCACAACUGUACCCCCAACCAUCUGGGCCCCGUCUUUCGACUGGCCACCAAGUGACCAACCAGAGCAUCCCGUUGAUCGACAUCCCAACUAACAAUCUCCCCAUCCACCGAGAGGAAGUCGAAUACAACCCUCAAAAAAGCGAGAGGCCCAGUUUCUUGUCGGCGAGAACGCCGACGAGUCUGGCGCCGACUAGCACGUCGACUACAGCCGAAUCGCGCACACCCCAAUACACUCUCCCACAGAUCAAUUUCAACGGUGGCUACUCCAGACAGGAAUCAAUACUCUCGGGGGGGAGUACGCCGUUUCCCGAUCAGUCUUUCAACACUAACUCGAUAAGAGUCACAUCGUCGUCGUCGGUUUAUCAGCAGGCACCUCAGUCCUCCGGGAAGACGACGCACCACGUUUCUUCGUCACCAUCGUCCUACGUGGGAGACUCCGAUUUAAGUAACUAUCCGCGGCUGCCGAACCAAGCAUCCGAGGUAGGCGACGCCUACUCUCAGGCGACCCGGCAUGAAUUCGGGGACCAACCGAUCCACUCGGGGGACACGAGAGUCAUCGGGGACCAACCGAUCCACUCGGGGGACACGAGAGUCAAUCAGUUAGAGAAAACAUCCAAUCGACACAACCUUCAAAGCCUACCAAGACCCGGUACCGAUUACGGCUCCUCUGAAACACAUAGACAAAAUUUUAGCAAUCAGUUCAAUCGACCGGGAGAAAUGGAUAGUUCCGUCAAGAAAAAAAGUAGCCCAAGCCAACUGACCCCGGCCAGUGGCAACCCUCAAACUAGGCAAAGGCUUCAACCCAGGCCGCAUGUGGGGGAUGCUGGCCUGAACCGGUUCGGAGAUCAGCCGACAGGCUCGUAUCCCCGAAUUAGCACUGCGGUCCCAGGAUUCUCCAGCCGUAGGUUCAAUAAUCAAACGAGAGCUGAGGUGGACAGUCAAGGUGGGAUGUAUUCGCAAAAUGGUGGCAAACCACUAGGAGUUAACUUAUUGAGCCUUUACGUAGUUCAGUCUUCGCCAAACCCCUUAAACUCGAUCGCUGCCCAGCCGGCUUUUGAAGAGAAUCAUUCGACAUCCUCAACGCCAACGGCCCGAAUUCCUAGUUCUUCCCCCAUCUACUUUGUCUCAUCUACCCCGGGAUCUAGUACCACAACCACAGUGGCACCAUCUGCUUAUCCACAGUUCUCCAACUCCCGUCAAGGAUCUUAUUCUCGAUCCGAGAUUCAGAGAACGACUUUCGCAGAUAGAUCAGCAACCUAUCGGCAACCGCAACAUUCCACGGCUAUCACAGCCACGCCUGCAUCAACAUACGGACGACAACGACAAGGCGUCAAUGAUUUGUCUCAGUCUCCGGGAGCGAUCUUUACGACGGCCACCCCGAUCGUCGCUGACAAAUACCCUGUGUCAUCUUACGGAGGCUCCAGGGGCUACGCGGCAUUUAACAGCCUCGAGACGACACCGGUUGGAAAGACCGGAAAUCGAGGCCGUACUAAAUUUUCGACUCCGACUUCCUACGGCGGGUCUGAAUACUAUCCUGCGGGUACACCUCAGCCGGUGAACGCUCAAUCCUACUCAGCUAUUAAUCGCGGCGAAGUAAAAUUCGCAUCCUCAAUCGAUACUCCAACCGUUCACCCCCGAACAUCCUCCGCGCGGGCAUUCUCACGGUCUUCCCCCGAUAGUCCUGACGUCUACCCUCGACCAUCCGACACCGUCCCACCUCUCGGAAGAUCCGCGAUCGGUAGCAUCGAAUCUGAUCACAACUCGGGAGGAGGAAGGUCAUGGUCAGACAGAUCCCAAAGUUCUCACUUCGGGGGCACGGGUCCACCCUCCUAUCCAUCCGCGCCCAUCACUCCAUCCGUAAUACCUCCCCAAUCCUCGGAGCCGUCGUACCCUCAGUCUAGACCUUCCUAUCAACAGCCCUCCUUAUUCGCCGCGCAAUACGUCCCCGAAUCCGUCGCUCCGAACACCCUGCCCAACUCUGACGCCAAGAACUUCCCGUCUCCCUCCUACACUACUAGUCAGGUGUUCGGUUCGAAUUUAAACUCUCGCCCGUCGGUUCUUCACAUGCCUGGACCUUUUAUUCUCAACCCUUUAUCACAUGAAACUGGUGCAGCAAGCCUUCCGUCCUCUAUGUAUGCAACAAGUACGUUUGCUCCUGUACCUAUCGCACCCAACUCAGCAUCUAACCCCAGUAGCCAAGAAUUCCCCUCUCCUUCCUACUUCCCAAGUCAUGUAGUCGGUUAUGAGUCGUCUACCUUUAGGCCUUCUGAUUCCGGGUUUGGGUCGAGCACAGCAGCACCCUCAAUUCAAGAUUAUGCACACAAUCCGUUCCUGAGGCACCUGAUCCCAAGCGAUGACCAGAGCAACGGCCAUGCAUCCGGCUCACUGCAGUAUAGGCCUUCUUUCGUCACCAGUGCUUCGCCCGCUCAAGGAAAAAAUGACGUAUUCUAUCAGAGGUCAUUGGCAAUCAUUCCAGCGCAUGGAAACUCGCUAAUUCCUGGAUCAG
This is a messenger RNA of Bemisia tabaci, 2734 nucleotides long. The record is from RefSeq and is a predicted model, not a curated record. Lineage: Eukaryota; Metazoa; Arthropoda; Insecta; Hemiptera; Aleyrodidae.